AUGCGAAUAUUGGAACUUUUUUGCUCUUCUGUUCUCAUCCAAUUUAAUGGUGUUGCAGGUAAAAGUAAUGGGAAAGGGUACUAUAUAUAUCAAAAGGGAAGCAAGGCAAAACCUGAUCCAUCAGUUCUACCAAUUAUUGACGAAUCUAGGAAGCUUGCCAAUGUGAUGCCUGGAGGAAAGCCUAUAUCUGUCACUGACCAAGAAGUUGUUGAGAUGAUUCUCUUUCCCGUGGUAAACGAGUCAUGCCGUGUGCUGGAUGAAGGAAUUGUGAUACGAGCAUCAGACCUAGACGUUGCAUCUGUUCUUGGAAUGAGUUUCCCCACUUACCGUGGUGGUAUUGUAUUCUGGGCGGAUACAAUUGGGGCUGACUACAUAUAUAAAAAGCUCAAAAAAUGGUCAGAAGCUUAUGGUAACUUCUAUAAGCCAUCAAGGUUUUUGGAAGAAAGAGCAUUGAGAGGAAUACCACUGAGUGCACCGACCUCAACGUCUUCAGCUUCAAAGUCACGCCUCUAGGCAAAGUGUAUCUGCAGACGCCAAAGCUUUAGCAUGUAAAGAGUUGCAGAAAAUAAGCACUGUUUGGCGGCCAAAUGGGAACAAAGUUCCCAAUGUGAAGGGAAGGUGGAGAAAUUACGAGGAAUGGGGAUAUGGGUUCCUAGAUGGUUGUCACUAGUAGCACAAUCGGAUCUAUAAGUUUCUACAUUUGUUGUUUUUAGUGUGUACACUUUUUUUUAGUGUUUACACUGCGCGAUACAACUUGAUCCAGAGCAAUUGGCCUCUUGUGUAGUGGUUCUUAGGGUGAAUCAUUUUUAUUGGGUUUUAAUUUAUUGAUGAGUGCACUUUUUCUUCAUGUCA
Molecule: messenger RNA, 852 nt
Organism: Coffea arabica (coffee)
Lineage: Eukaryota; Viridiplantae; Streptophyta; Magnoliopsida; Gentianales; Rubiaceae
Source: RefSeq, a predicted model, not a curated record